AUGACGACCUCCUCCAAGCCGUCCUCCCGCAACACCCUCCAGCACUACACAAAACACCACCGCAUCCUCCUCAUCGGCGAGGGCGACUUCACCUUCGCCCGCGCCCUCGGCGCUGCACUCGGCUCCUCCGCCAACAUCGUCGCGACCUCCUUCGACUCACUCCGCGUCGCGACCGAGAAAUAUUCCCACCUCCCGCACACACUCAAAGAGCUCGCCGACGCCCGUGCUCGCGUUCUCCACAACGUCGACGCCACCCGCUUGUCAUCUAACAAAGCUUUGAAGAAGGAGAUAGAGGACAGAGGUGCGUUCCAUCGGAUCGUGUUCCAGUUCCCCCAUAUCGGCGGAUCCAGCGACGACGACGUGCAGGCCAACAAAGAUCUCCUGGACUCGUUUUUCGCGGAAACGGUGGAGCUGUUGGCUCCUGAGGGCGGUGGUGAGAUCCACGUGACGUUGCGUGAUACGCCGUUCUACCGCAAGUGGGAUGUGGAGGCACUUGCGGCUGCACAGGGGCUG
This is a messenger RNA of Fimicolochytrium jonesii, 513 nucleotides long. RefSeq lists its product as uncharacterized. Gene Ontology annotation, molecular function: rRNA (uridine-N3-)-methyltransferase activity. NCBI's taxonomy places the organism in Eukaryota, Fungi, Chytridiomycota, Chytridiomycetes, Spizellomycetales, Powellomycetaceae. The transcript has a single exon. Gene Ontology annotation, cellular component: cytoplasm. The record is from RefSeq and is a predicted model, not a curated record. The annotation marks the transcript as partial. Gene Ontology annotation, biological process: rRNA base methylation.